GUUUGCUGUAGAGAAUUAAGAGGCAUCAUGAAUUCCAUCGAAUUGAUGCAAAAUUACUAUGAUUAUGACUACCUCAACACAACAGAUACCCCAACAGUGUCUUCACCAUCAUGCAGAGAUGCGAUGUGUGUGAUCUUAGCAACAGCCAAUGUGAUCAUCUUUGUGCUGGGUGUCACUGGAAAUGGUCUGGUGAUUUGGAUCACUGGAUUUAGGAUGAAGAAGUCGGUCAACACAACCUGGUACCUCAGCCUGGCCGUGUCUGACUGCCUGUUCUGUGCCUUCCUGCCAUUUCAUGUUGUCUUCUUGGUUAAAGGCGACUGGGUCUUUGGGCUCUUCUUGUGUAAGCUCCAGUCCUUCAUCAUGUUUAUUAACAUGUUCAGCAGCAUCUUCCUCCUCCUCAUCAUCAGCGUGGACCGCUGUGUGGUCGUUAUGUUUCCUGUGUGGGCGCAGAACCAGCGCACUGUAAAAAAGGCCUCUGUGAUAGUCAUGCUGGCUUGGAUUGUCUCAGCACUGCUUAGCACACCAUCAGCCAUUUACCGGAACAUCAAGGAAGAUCACAUGACUUCAAUAAAAACAUGUUACUACAGAUACACAGAUGUUAAAAAUCAAGACCAUAUUACCAUUGUAGUGUGCCGAUUCAUUUUUGGAUUUGUGAUCCCAUUCCUGGUCAUCGUCACCUGUUAUGCUGUCAUCAUCCAAAAGCUGAAGACCAACCAGAUGGCAAAGUCCAAAAAGCCGUUUAGGAUUAUGACAGUGCUGAUUCUUUGCUUUUUUAUCUGCUGGUUUCCUUUUCACACUGUUGCUUUCAUGGAACUUGACAGUAAAUAUCACAGUCUUGUUCCCACUGGACAAAAUAUUGCUGCCACUCUUGCCACUGCAAACAGCUUUAUGAACCCAUUUCUUUAUGCUUUCAUGGGGAAGGAUUUUAAGAGGACGUUUUAUGCACUUCUGCUGAACAUUGAGAGUGCAAUGGAGGAGGAGCAAAGGAGCACAGUCCGACGAACGUCUAUCACCAACUCAGGGGAAGGCAGACUUUCGAUUACCGUUUAAGUGUCCUGUGUAUGGUUUUGUCAGUCAUGAAGAUUAUCAAACAAUUAGGCAAAAAAAGAAUGUAGAUAUAUUUAGGUUUGCUAAUGCAAUUUUGCCUCUUGCAGAACUCACUCAUGUUAUCUUUGUCUAGAGUAGUCUUGGUUUAUAUGGAAAACAACUGCAUUUAUCUAC
This is a messenger RNA of Electrophorus electricus (electric eel), 1221 nucleotides long. Its product is annotated as chemerin-like receptor 1. Gene Ontology annotation, molecular function: complement receptor activity; G protein-coupled receptor activity. Gene Ontology annotation, cellular component: plasma membrane. Gene Ontology annotation, biological process: phospholipase C-activating G protein-coupled receptor signaling pathway; positive regulation of cytosolic calcium ion concentration; complement receptor mediated signaling pathway. The record is from RefSeq and is a predicted model, not a curated record. Lineage: Eukaryota; Metazoa; Chordata; Actinopteri; Gymnotiformes; Gymnotidae.